Polyodon spathula (Mississippi paddlefish) is the source of this 589-nucleotide messenger RNA. RefSeq names its product trypsin inhibitor ClTI-1-like. Lineage: Eukaryota; Metazoa; Chordata; Actinopteri; Acipenseriformes; Polyodontidae. The record is from RefSeq and is a predicted model, not a curated record. The transcript is spliced from 4 exons. Gene Ontology annotation, molecular function: protein binding. Bases 84 to 323 code for a protein of 79 amino acids.
GAAGAGCAGGAAGGCUUUAAAUAUCAAGGUUUACUUUAAACACUCAUCCUAUCCUGCACACUUGCUCAGGACCUACACUCAAAAUGGCUUUCGUUACCAGACUCCUGGCUCUCAUUUGCUUGACAAGUGUGGUUAUUGUGAUGGUUUCAGGACGUGAACCUGUCUGUGACGAUUACCAGCAGUCAAUCGACUGCCCUGUGACAUUUGUGCCAGUGUGUGGAUCGAAUGGCAAUAUUUAUGCCAACGAGUGUCGCCUUUGCAUUGAAAACAAAGAAAGGAGUCCAUCAGAGCAAGUCACAAUUAAAAAUGAAGGACUCUGCUAAAAAAUUGUAAAAAUGCAUUCUGAGUAAAUUCACUGUACAAUAACAUGUCUAUAAAUGUCUAUCGACAUGUCUAUAGAUUGCACGUGGGAUAUUAGGGCUUUUUGUUAUCUUUCUUAGUGUAAAACUCACACUGUUUGAUCCCAUGAAAGAUCAAUUUAGAUCAUUAUUUUCUCAAUAAUGUUUUGGAACUACAAAAUAAGUUACACUAUUUUUGCAAGUUGAUUUUCAGUAACAAAUGAUUUUAAUAAAUGGCAUUCAAAACAAAA